AUGUCAGUGCCACCGUCGCGGGCACAAUCCGAAGUCUUCUCGGCAUCGCAGUAUGGAGGUCCGGCUUCCACCCGGCAACGGCCGGCCAUAAAUCAUUUUAUUUUACCCACAUUUAUCUUAUCCGUUGUUGGAUUGGCCUGCUUAUGGGCACUAUGGUACUACAUGAGCUUUACAUCAGUGUUUCCUUAUCACCACCGAGUAUUUUACUGUCGGGACAUACACUUAUAUAAACCUAAUUUUCGACCUGAAGAUUUUGAAGUUUACGUAUCCUAUGCACUACUCUAUACACUCGGUUUUGCUCUUCCACCAGUUGUGAUUUUUAUCGGCGAAGUGAUGUUUUGGCUAUUUUCAACUAAACCCCGAAAGACUGUCUAUGCAAACUGUGGCGAGUGUAAAGUGCAUCUUUUCACCCGAAGACUUGUCCGGUUUAUUGGUGUAUUUAUGUUUGGUGCGCUGAUUACACAAAUAUUUGUUCAUACUAUAAAAUUGAUGACCGGUUAUCAGAGACCGUAUUUCCUAUCGUUAUGUAACGUCAACAUGAGCAUGUGUACUGCACCCUUAGAACACUCUCCAUCUCCAUCACCGGCAUUGGCGUGUAAUUAUCGGAAUCCUGACGACUUACGGUAUGCUUGGCUUACAUUCCCGUCUUUGCAUGCUGCCUUUUCGUCGUAUUCAUGCGUUUUUGCUUCUCUUUACAUCUACUAUAUGAUUAAUCUUCGAGGAGCACCUUUGCUUAGGCCAUUUCUUAUAUUCGGUUUUAUGGGACUCACUAUGGUGGCGUCAUUUUCGCGUAUCAAUGGUUACAAAAAUCACUGGCGAGACGUUUGGGUUGGUUGGCUUUUAGGAGCUGCAAUAGCCUGGUUUUUGUGCUAUUGCGUUUUAUGCUUUCAAGAGGUUUAUCAUGUCGUUGUUGAAAAAACUCCAGUUGUUGAGGAACGUAUCAGUCCAUUUUUCUCCUGGUUCCGGCUUCCACGAGUUCAAGCACCAUCACUUAAGGAAGAAUAUGUUGUUUAUGAGGAGGACGUGCCACAGCAACCAGCAGUUGGAACGGCACGACAUCGUAAGAAUCAGGACCGUACUUACGAGGUCACAACUACCACAGAAAGCUUCCAUCGAACAAUAUCACCGCCACAACAGCAUAAUGGUUAUUCCGGCUAUUAG
Enterobius vermicularis (human pinworm) is the source of this 1161-nucleotide messenger RNA. The record is from the annotation of a GenBank genome assembly. Lineage: Eukaryota; Metazoa; Nematoda; Chromadorea; Rhabditida; Oxyuridae.